GUAGUCAACAUGCAAAGAAAAAUAACCUAUCUUAUUAGGUCUUUAAGGAAUGAAAAGGAACAAAUAUUAAAUUUAAAAGGAGUAUAUGAAUUUGUAAAAAGAAAAAGAAAUGGACUGAUUCAAAUACGAGAUCAAAACUAUAUACAAAAUAAACUUCAUACAUCAAAUAGUGAAAUUUUCAUACUAGUUUAUUUUUGCACGAGAUUAAGUAUUUACCGUAUUUAAACACAUCUAUCUAUACAACUUUUGAAAUCAAAGAUAUCUUGGCCUAAUGGUUAAGAUUGAGGUGCUAUGAACGAUAGAUUACAGGUUCGAAAUCCCCUCUCCUCUCCUUUGUACUAUGUACUGCCUUCGUUUGACGUGGAUUAGGGAGAGAGGCAAAGACUAAAGAGCCCCCAAGAAAAUAAGGAUGUACACAAAAUAGGAUCAAUAGUCAAUACCAUCCUUAACUCCUCAUUGACAUUACGAACUAAUGAUUACGUUCUACAAUUCAUUGCACGUGUACAAAUAUAAAGAAGUGAGUAAGUGAGUGUGUAUUUCAGAAAAUAGUUAGAUUCACUUUCAUUUUAUAUGCCGAUUCCUAUAAAAACCUACACAAACGCAGUCGUGCUCUUGAUUAAAACAACUGCUUGUUGAUUCCUUCACAUUCAUGUAAUCAUUCCUCGUAUCUCUCGUUCUUCUUCAAAUUCAUCUCUUUUCUGGGUUCUCAAUUUCUGUUGAAAACUAUUAUAGAGUUCAUUGAGGAGCAAUGUUGGUUUGUUCAUCAAGCUUCAAGCUAUCAUAUUUCAAUGGACAUGCUUUAAUAGUGACCAACUUGAGCAAGCAAUGGAAUUGUGGUUUUGUGCCUGAAUGUAGGCCUAUAAGUUAUUCUCAACCCAAAGUUGCUUUGAGAGUCGAAAAUUUGGCCCCAUCGAAGCGAUCUAAUGAUGAUAUCCUUGUGCAAAGCUAUAAUGGCAAAUCUAGCAAUAUAGUGUCCAUCCCAGAGGACAAUGGAAUUUUAGAGGAUUCUGGUGAUGGUAAUGGGAAUUUUCCACCAGAAAAUGGUGAUGAUGGCAGAGGUGGUGGUGGUGGCGAUGGCGAAGGGGAUGAUGAGGAUGAAAAGGAAUUUGGUCCACUUUUGAAAUUUGAGGAGGUGAUGAGAGAAACUGAAGGGGUAACUCUUCCUUCGGAUAUACUGGAAGCUGCCAAAACCACAGGGAUAAGGGAACUGAUAUUGAUGCGAUAUUUGGAGUUGCAGGGUUCAGCUUGGCCACUAGGCUUUCUGAUGAGACAUAUUUCAAUGCUCCGCAACAGGAUGCUAGCUGAUCCUGCAUUCUUAUUCAAAGUUGGUACUGAGAUAGUUAUUGAUUCUUGCUGUGCUACGUUUGCUGAAGUUCAAAAAAGAGGGAAGGAUUUUUGGAAUGAGUUUGAAUUAUAUGCUGCAGAUCUUCUGGUUGGUGUGGCUGUUGACAUAGCCUUGGUUGGUAUGUUAGCUCCAUAUGCUCGUAUUGGGCGACAAACUGUAUCGAGUGGUCUUCUAGGACGUUUCCAGCAUGCUUGUCGUAAUCUUCCUAGUAGUGUGUUUGAAGCUGAAAGGCCAGGAUGUAGGUUUUCUGUAAAGCAAAGAAUUGCAACGUACUUCUAUAAGGGUGUAUUGUACGGGGCUGUUGGAUUUGGAUGUGGAAUUAUUGGCCAAGGAAUUGCAAAUAUGAUCAUGACCGCUAAACGGAGCAUAAAGAAGUCAGAUGAGGAUGUACCAGUUCCCCCACUUGUACAAAGUGCUGCACUCUGGGGUGUUUUCCUGGCUGUCUCGUCCAAUACACGUUAUCAGAUUGUAAAUGGACUGGAGCGUGUUGUUGAAGCAUCACCAUUGGCAAAGAAUGUUCCGCCUGUUGCAAUGGCUUUCACCGUUGGAGUGCGAUUUGCCAACAAUAUCUACGGUGGUAUGCAGUUUGUGGAUUGGGCUAAAUUGAGCGGUGUCCAAUGAAUAGCUUGGAUCUUAGUUUGAUGGCCAAAGCCUCAUCCAGGCCCUUUCGAGACCCAAAACAUGCUGCACUAUGAAUCUCAAAACCACGGCUGACAUUGGUUACACUGUCUCAUGCAUCAUGAGGUACAAGAGCUUAUAACCUUUAGGAGCAGAAGAAAAUUGUUCACUAAAUGUUUAUCACUAAUCUAUGAAGUAGAACUGUAGAUUCCCACCUUUGAAGAACGCCAUGAAAUAAAUUGAAGAUGUUCAAUCCUUUGUACUUUUGAAUUUCAUCAAAUAAAAAAGUGUGCGCUGUAAGCAAUUUUCUCGAAAUAUCAUCGAUUCUUCCUGGUGUGGUUACAUUCGACCUUGAUAUUGAAUUUGAGCUAUGUAGCCAAACAGCCCAUCUUUCACAUUAUAUUUGUCAUUUUACUCUUGA
Messenger RNA from Beta vulgaris subsp. vulgaris (sugar beet), 2384 nucleotides. RefSeq lists its product as hypothetical. NCBI's taxonomy places the organism in Eukaryota, Viridiplantae, Streptophyta, Magnoliopsida, Caryophyllales, Amaranthaceae. Gene Ontology annotation, biological process: plant organ development. Gene Ontology annotation, cellular component: chloroplast inner membrane. The record is from RefSeq and is a predicted model, not a curated record.